AUGCCUUCCAAGGUUCCCGAGGCCGUCUUCCCUCCCCUGGAGCUCCGCGAGAUUGUCUAUGAAGUCGUCGACCUCCUCAAGGAUAGAGGAGAGACCAUCUCUUGCGGUGAGACGGCGGCAGGUGGUUUGAUCUCGGCAGCGAUCCUGUCGGUGCCCGGUGCGAGCGCAGUGUACAAAGGCGGCCUUACGCUCUACACUCUCGAGUCUCGCCUCACGUACGGUGGCUGGACCCAGGAACAGAUUGAUACUUUUACGGGCCCGUCGAUUCACUGCGUGCUCGGACUCGCCGAGCAUGUGCGGGCGCAGCUGGGCUCGACCUACACCGUGGCCGAGAGUGGGUCGGCCGGCCCUUCGAAUUGGGGCAAGACUGAUAACAUGAAGGCGGGCUACGUCGCGCUGGCGGUCGCUUCCCAAUCGGGCUGCGUCGAGCGCGAGAUCGAGACGGGGCUGGUGGACCGCGACGCCAACAUGGUCAGGUUCGCGGUCGAGGCAUUACGGCUGGUCAAGGACGUGAUAGCGGCGGACAUGGCCCGGUUCUCGGGGUGGUUGAACUGCUGA
Molecule: messenger RNA, 558 nt
Organism: Diplodia corticola
Lineage: Eukaryota; Fungi; Ascomycota; Dothideomycetes; Botryosphaeriales; Botryosphaeriaceae
Product: competence damage-inducible protein
Exons: 4
Coding region: 1-558 (185 amino acids)
Source: RefSeq, a predicted model, not a curated record